AUGGACAAAGAAUCGUACCUCGUCACUGGCGGAUGCGGCCUCCAGGGCUCGCACAUCGUCGAGAAGCUGAGACAGCAAUAUCCCAAUGCUCGAGUCGCCGUCAUGUCCCGUCAACCUGAAGAGCAAUUUGCCGGCGUGGAAUAUUUGUCGGGUGACAUCACCAAGCCGGACGAUAUUCAGCGUGUAUUGGAUGUCUGCAAACCCACUGUCGUCUUCCACUGUGCCGGUGUCAUGACUGUGACACGAAAGCCAGUCAAAGACGAAGUAGUGCAUGCCAUCAACUUUGAUGGAGCCAAAUACAUGCUGGAAGCAUCACAGAAGGCCGGGGUCAAGGCAUUCGUCUUCACCAGCAGCGCCAGCGUGGUGCAGAGAGCGCGCGGUGGCAUAUGCGCCGUCGCGAACGCCGACGAGACAUGGUCGACCGUCAUCCCAGAAGACAAGGUCAUCGCCUACCCGACGGCCAAAGCAGCCGCCGAACGUCUCAUUCUGGCGGCUGACACCCCUGGAGGCAUGCGGACCACCGCGCUGCGGCCGGCCCUCAUCUAUGGCGAGCGCGACAACGACAUCAUCCCGAUGCAUAUCGCCAACCUGCGCGGCGGCCGCACGUGGCUGCAGAUUGGCGACAACACCAAUCUGUUCAGCGCGACCUACGCCGGCAACGCCGCAGAUGCGCACCUGCUGGCUGCGAAGCGCCUGCUCACCGACCCGGACGGCGUGGCGGCCGAGCCGUUCUUCAUCACCAACGGACAGGACCAGCCGUUCUGGACCUUCACCCGGGCCUCAUGGCGGGCGGCGGGCGACACCACGCCUGCUUCUCAGGUGCGCGUAAUCAGUCCCGUCUUUGCUUCAGCCAUCGGCUGGGUAUUAGAGUGGGUUGCCUGGGCGCGAGGCACGCGGCCGGCGAUGACGAGGCAGACCAUCGGGUUCGUGUCCCGCGACCGAUACUUCAACAUCACGAAGGCGAGGACCGUGCUGGGCUAUGAGCCCAAGGUGGAUUGGGAAGAUGGCAUCAAGAGAGGAGUGAAAGUGAGUCGUGAUUAUCCAAAACCAAUCAAGAUCUUGUGGCUGACAUGA
Molecule: messenger RNA, 1074 nt
Organism: Phaeoacremonium minimum UCRPA7
Lineage: Eukaryota; Fungi; Ascomycota; Sordariomycetes; Togniniales; Togniniaceae
Product: putative sterol-4-alpha-carboxylate 3-dehydrogenase protein
Exons: 1
Coding region: 1-1074 (357 amino acids)
Biological process (GO): steroid biosynthetic process
Molecular function (GO): 3-beta-hydroxy-Delta5-steroid dehydrogenase (NAD+) activity
Source: RefSeq, a predicted model, not a curated record